AUGCUGCCGGUGGUCGCGGGCGUCCAUGUCGAGGUCGACGGCCUUGAUGGGCUCUCCAAGGAUGAGAAACGGCGCGUGCUCAACCGCGUACGUCAGCGUGAGUACCGGCGGCUGGACCUCGCGGAGCUGCAACUGCUGCGGCGCCGCGUCGCCGACCUUGAGAAGACGUGGACGGCGCUGACCGUGCAUGGAAAGCGCGACCGCAUGCGCAUGCUGCCGUGGAAGGACAUUGCGCAUGGCCUACGCGAUGAGACGCAAGUGGCUGUCGACAAGAACCGACGGCUGCGGGACCAGCUCGAGUACUACACGACGAUGGCUAGAGUGCUCGGGUCGUGGGUCGCGCGCCUGAGCCCAACGAUGCAGGCAUCCAUGCCACCGACGCCGCCCAACUGGCACUCGGUCGCGCUGCCCGCGGACGCCGGGGCCCGUGGUCUCGCCAUGGACUGGCUCAUGACGCGCUUGUACCACAACGUCGAUGGAACGUUCGAGGCGAAUGCGUUCCCGGUAAACUCGUUGCAAGAUUUCUCCGACAUCAACAUUUACCUCGACGACGGCAAGUUCCAGUUCGUGGUGCGCAGCCAGCGCGUCGUGCACGCGUCGUUGGCGUAUGUCGACGGUGUCUACGGGGCCUUCUGCGACGACGUGGCCGAGAUCGGCGUGGAGAACAGCACGGGCAACUGGGUGAGCCGCAUCGACCAAGAGGAGCUCGAGGGGCAAAACCUCGUGUACGGCCACCAGACGCUCAUCAAGGGUGUUGAGCAACACUACCUAUGCCGGCGGUACACUUGUGCUCGUGGGUCAAAACAUCGUCGAGGACCUCAAGUAUCCGUCGAGUCAACGCGGCAUGUACGAAGAAACGGGCUGGCGCGUCAUCGAAGCGAUUGGACCCGACCAUACGCUUGUCAAGGACUGCAUCACCGUGACGCCGCUCAGUGCCGAGGACGGCAGCGGGUUCCUCCCGCUGGACGAAUACGGGGCCUUCUUCGGCAUCGAAGUCUCGGGCAACCAAGAAGAGUACUUGACCGUCGCCAACUUUCGUCAGCGCCUCCAGCGCUUUUUCGGCUAUCUCGAUAGAGACGUGCGCGAAUACCUGACACCGCCCUAACUACCAAGCGUUUGGACAUAAGUAGCUUCUACGUCCUUAUGGGUGGCCCC
Messenger RNA from Saprolegnia parasitica CBS 223.65, 1155 nucleotides. RefSeq lists its product as hypothetical. The transcript is spliced from 4 exons. Lineage: Eukaryota; Oomycota; Saprolegniomycetes; Saprolegniales; Saprolegniaceae. The coding region runs from base 1 to 1074 and encodes 357 amino acids. The record is from RefSeq and is a predicted model, not a curated record.